Molecule: messenger RNA, 2187 nt
Organism: Desarmillaria tabescens
Lineage: Eukaryota; Fungi; Basidiomycota; Agaricomycetes; Agaricales; Physalacriaceae
Product: photoreceptor A
Exons: 3
Coding region: 1-2187 (728 amino acids)
Cellular component (GO): nucleus
Molecular function (GO): protein binding
Source: RefSeq, a predicted model, not a curated record
AUGUAUACUGGUCCACCAACACUGGCGCCGGGCGGUGGAGCGGAGGUCUUGGCUCCAGGGAUGCUCACUGAAGGCUCAUGGAUGGAGAACAAUGGGUUCAGCAGCGUAGCGCUGUCUUCGUAUGCUAAGACUGUCGAAGAAAUGCAGCGGGAGUCGCAUUCGGCGCCAUUUGACUUUCCGUCGUCGUCUGCGACCUCGCCAGCAUCAAUGCCCAGUCCCCCAGCCCCAUUACUGCAGCCGACGCCUAUAGCCCUGACCAUGCCUAUUUCGCCUGCAACGUUCACCUCCGUUCCAAGUGCACCUUCAGCCCUUGGUCUUCCUGUUUACUCUACCUCGGGUUUCGAUAUUCUCUCUGUACUCGCCCGCGUUGCUACUCGGCCAAACCCCACCGUCACCCUAGGGCCAGUUGAUCUUACAUCAUCUUUCGUUGUUGUUGACGUCCGGCGGCACGACCACCCUAUCGUAUACUGCUCUCCAACAUUUUGCCAGUUGACAGGUUACCCGGAGCGGGAGAUUCUAGGGAGGAAUUGCCGUUUUCUGCAAAGCCCUGACGGUCGGGUUAGAAGGGGCGAACAACGACAGUAUACGAGCAACGAAGCCGUUGCUCAUCUUAAGAAGAGCCUCAGCGCAGAUAAAGAGUGUCAAACAUCUAUCGUCAACUACCGCAAGGGCGGAGGAGCGUUUAUAAACCUUGUGACCGUCAUUCCCAUCCGCGGGGGUUUCAGCGAUACGCGCGGCGGCGAGGAAGACGAGGUCAUCUACCACGUAGGCUUCCAGGUAGAUCUUACGGAGCAGCCGAACGCUAUUUUGGAGAAGCUCAAAGACGGAUCUUACAUCGUCAAUUAUCCCCCUCAGACCAUGCUGCAUCCCCUCGGUGACCUCCAAACUCUAUGUAUGGGAUCAACUAAGAAGAACUUCAUACCACCACUAGUGAUGUCCUCACACCUCAAGGCCAUCCUUCAAGCGUCGUCUGACUCUAAUAAUGAGAAGACAGAAGAUGGAAAUUUAAACCACCCCCUUUCCCUUUCCCUUCUUUCGCACCUACCUGACUUCUUUCUCGUCGUUUCGUUGAAGGGGGCAUUCCUUUAUGUGGCUCCUGCAGUGCAGCAUGUACUCGGGUAUACUGCGGACGAGUUGGUAGGAAAAGCUCUUGGAGACAUAUGCCAUGCCGCAGAUGUUGUCCCGCUGAUGAGAGAACUGAAGGAGAGCUCGACAUGGUCCACACCACCGCAUAGUCAGGGCGACUCGGGCAAGCCUGCUGAUUCAGAUGGGAAACCCAAGACAGUCGAUUUACUCUUUCGUGCACAAACUAAAGCUGGUGUACAUGUCUGGAUGGAAUGUCGCGGAAGACUGCAUGUCGAGCCAGGGAAGGGGCGAAAGGCGAUUGUGCUUUGCGCGAGGUCCAGAGCAAUGACGUCGUUAUCUAUAUCCUCGGCUUCACCUCUAGAUGGUCUGUGGGGCACGAUAAACAGAGAUGGUGUCGUUCUUAUGGUUGGCAGUGGUCAUUUGCGAAGCCAGAGGAUCACAUUACGAGACGAAUGGGGUUGGUCAGAAGCUGAGCUCGUUGGGAAACCUCUAGCUGCUGUCUUGGAAGGCGUCGACAACCUGUUCUAUCGUGGUGGAGGCAGAGGUAGAGGCAGAGCCCGGACCAAGGGUGGCGGGAAUAUUGACGUGGAAUUCUCUCUCUACGAUACUGGCAGCUCACCCAGUGUUGGAGUAGGCGAACCGCCCUUAGUAUACCAGAUCAUACCUCUGCCUUCAACUGCAAUCGCCACAGAUUACGGAACCGCUUAUGCUAGUGCUGUUCUGGCACUCUUUUCUGACCUUGACACCUCCCGCGCUUCGAGCUGGCAAUACGAGUUGCAACAAUUGCGAUUCGCAAACCAGCGGUUGGCAGAGGAGAUUCGCGUGCUGGAGGACGAGCGAGGUACGAAUAUGGCCUCACCAACGAGUUCCUUCACGCCGAACUCUGGCUCAUCCCCUUAUCCGGCGACUGGGGGGUCGUUUAGCAGCUCGUUUGCGCAGUAUGCGAAUGCUAGUGGCUAUACGGCCACAAGUCAGCCUAUAAACUCGGAAGGAUUAUAUUCGCCUAGUGGGUACAUUCCGGUCAACGCUGGAUAUUCGAAUUUCCAAUGGCCAACGGCCAUGUAUUCUGGUGUAAAGCGCUCGUGGGACCACCCAGCUUAA